AAAUUAUUACUUUUUUAUUUAUUGAUUUAUAACCUUAUAAUCGAAAAGCUUUAUUAUUUAUAUUGAUUUUACUUGUAAAACUGGUUUAAAACGACGAAAAUAUAUGUUCAUAUAACGUCAAAUGUCAUUAGUGAUGUUAAUUUAAAAAUUUUGUGAAGACAAGAAAUAAGUUUAAAAGUGUCAAGAAAAUGAAUAAAAAUUCGUCGUCGCGAAUGCCCUCGGCUAUGUCAGUAUUAAGAAACCCAUUAAAAUCAACCUCACCAUCGUCUAAUUAUAAUAUAACUUCAACUUGGUAUCAUAACCUCCCCAUUCCUAUUUUGGUUAAAAUUUUUCGGUACUUUACCCAAUUGGAAUUAAAAAGUUUAAUGCUGGUUUGUAUACAAUGGAAAUAUGCGGCUCAACAUCCCGAUCUAUGGAAAUCGUUAACAAUCCGUGGUAAUGACGUUCCGAUUAAUUUUAUUUGCAAGAAGAUUCGCAGUUGGACGAAAUUAGAGUCGGUUCGUGCUGACGACAUAUUGGAACCGGCAACCGUCAUUAGGCAGGUCUGUAGGUGCAUACCGGGCAUCAAACACCUGGCAAUAAGGCACUGCACUCCAGGUACGGUGCCGGAGUCCGCGAUCCGUUUCGUCAUAAAGUCGUGCCCUCGACUGGAGUCGUUGGACUUGAGUGGAACUCAAAUCAAAGGGACCACUUUUUACAAAGAAUUAUCAUCCCUUACACACCUAAAAAAAUUAAAUUUGAGCGAUAAUCCGCAUUUAGGCGCAAAAGAUUUAAUCACGGCAGUUUUAAAUUGCCGAAAAUUAAACGAUUUAAGAGUUUCAAAAUACGUAUGUAAAAGUGAAGUUUUAAAAGAUGAUGAUGCGGUUUUAAUAUUUUUAAGUACUUGUGACAGAUUGAUUUCUUUAGCUUUUGAUUGCGCAACUUUUUCAGUUUCAACUUUCGGAGUAGUUUUUAAUUGUAGAAAAUUAGAAAGGCUAGCUCUUUUUAGCGCAACGAAAUUAGUUGGGGAACAAUUCGCUUCGAUAUGGCAACAAUUCCCCCGAUUAAAAGUAUUAAAAAUAACCAACGCGUAUCAAAUCAACGACAUUCACGUUAUGGAACUAUUCGAAGACGGGGAACGCGUCAUGAAAAAAUUAACCGUAUUGGAUUUAUCUGGUUGUUGGAAAAUCACCGAAGGAAGUUUGGAUAUUAUAGCGAACGUUGCGCGAAAUUUAGAAAAGUUAAGUUUAAAAAGUUGCAAAAGCAUAACCAGCUUGGAAUCGGUUUCGAAAUAUUUAUUACAAUUAAAAAUGCUCAAUAUGGCAUUUAUGAAAAGUUUACGUUUAAUAACCGCAUUUCCACUUCCUCGAAAACUAAAAAAACUUUAUAUCGAUGAAAAUGAUGAAAUUUUGGGAUGGUUAAAGUCGCUGGAAGAUAAUCAUUCGUUUGAGGUUAAAAUAUGCCUUUCGGAGUACAAUAAAAACAUUAAAGAUGCUGAACUAUAAAUAAAGUUGAUUUAAAAAACUAAAUCUUUGUAAUAUUACUUUUUACAAAGCAACAGAACAGGGGACUCCCUGUAAAAUAUAUACAUUUAGGGGAAUCCCGCUAAUCUGUACGUAUGUAUUGACAGCAGUAAAGCUACUUGGUUCAUGGAAGUACAUAGUGCGAAUCAUUUUAUCAGCAAAGCUUAUACUAUUGUGCGUUUAUUUUUUGAAUUGGUCAGUUUUCAACGUUUGUAGUUUUUAUGGUAUCUUUAUAGUUUGCGUAAAUUUUUUAAUAAUAAUAAUAUAUUUUAUUGUCGUAAUAAACC
Messenger RNA from Onthophagus taurus, 1789 nucleotides. Its product is annotated as F-box/LRR-repeat protein 7-like. Gene Ontology annotation, molecular function: protein binding. Gene Ontology annotation, biological process: SCF-dependent proteasomal ubiquitin-dependent protein catabolic process. The record is from RefSeq and is a predicted model, not a curated record. Gene Ontology annotation, cellular component: SCF ubiquitin ligase complex. NCBI's taxonomy places the organism in Eukaryota, Metazoa, Arthropoda, Insecta, Coleoptera, Scarabaeidae.